Molecule: messenger RNA, 2358 nt
Organism: Punctularia strigosozonata HHB-11173 SS5
Lineage: Eukaryota; Fungi; Basidiomycota; Agaricomycetes; Corticiales; Punctulariaceae
Exons: 5
Coding region: 49-2112 (687 amino acids)
Source: RefSeq, a predicted model, not a curated record
CUCUUUCAUCCUCUUGCCCCGACGCCGUCAGGCUAUGCGCAUACAACGAUGGACCAUAUCUCGGCCAUAGCACUCGGUUUAGGACUGCGUUAUGUUGUUGACGCUGUUGGUCUCCGCAAUGUAAAGCUCAUGGGCACACUCGUCGGUCUUUGGGAAGGCGCUACUCUCCACCAUUUCAUCACGAAGUAUCCGCGAAGCUCUGACGCAUAUAUUGCUCUCUUUUUUCGGCUUUGGGUGGACUUCGUCGUUACUGAGUCUGUCAUGCGGCUCGCGGUUGUAAUGCUCUGGACAUGCAUAGGCGUCGUCUUCUCUGAUCUCGGCGUGUUUAUCUGGUACAACACAGGUCUUCGCUCUACCUGCCGUCGUCUCCUCCGCCGCAUCUCGCCGUCCUCGACCUCCCACAUCCCGUCCCGCUCCCGAUCGCGUUCGCAUCAACGUGCCCUAUCCUCCGUCUCCUCCGACGUGCCCUCUAUGCUGCUCAAGUCUCCGCCCUCCGAACGCAGCCGCGUACGGUUCUACGAGUACCCACCCGGCGCUUCGCAGCGUCUCCCCCCCAACAUCUCUCGCCCCACCCCCGGCCCAUCGCCGCUCUCCGCAAUCCCACCGCGCUCCAUUCUUUCCAACUCGGGUUCCUACUCUGGCCCCACGCGGUCGACGGUUUCAGACAGGACGACAACGCCGACCGAGCGCACCGUGCGCUCACCGGUCGUGGUCAUCAACCCGCCUGCGUCCUCCGUCCGCCGCCGCACACUCCCGAACCCCCUCCCGGGUGCAUGGUCCGACACUGAGACGGUGUCCGACCGCGCGACGCCGACUGCCCCAGCCGAUGCGGACCUGCCGGUCAUCCCCGAUUCGCCGUCUAUCUCUUCCGCUCUUCUUUCCCCGAGCGGACGGUUGACAGAGUCCAUCGCGUCCGGUUCGGAGGUCAUGUCUGGAGCGGAGGGUGACGGCGCGCUGGACGAGUCGUACAACGGCGUCGCACGCGGUCUGCAGCAAUACGACGGUUUUGUAAUGGUAGAUCCGGGCCAGAUCCCGAGCAUCGGCAACGAGGACGAGGACGAUGACCUGUAUGCCGAGGGACAGCGCACGCCGCGCUCGACGCGGUCGCCCAUCAUGCUACCGCCCCGCCUGCUGUCGCCGUCAGCGGCCGGCUUGUUUGACCAGCCUGCGGAUUCGGACGACCCGUCUCAGUCGCGCUCUCCAGGUUCUCCAACACGAGUGCCAGAUAUGUCGGAUAUACCAGACAUGACGCUCCCUCCGUCAGCUCCGCAUAGUCGGACUUCCUUCCCUUUUCAUGAGCCCGCGAGAGAGCAGACACCGACCAGCAUACCGCCUGAAAGAGAACUGCCAGAGAUACCGGGCAUCACGCCUCCGCUACCUCUACCGAAAUCGGCGUCGCCUGCGCCUACCUCAGGGACUCCGCCUCCGGCCUCUGAAGCCGGGCCGUCUUCGUCACGAUGGUCGCAGCCUCCGCCAAGAUACCAGUCUAUGGCGCUCGACAAUGUCGUCACGGACCCUUAUUCUCCGGUUCUCCAACCCCUGGGGAAGGACACUAUGGAGGAGGCAAAAGCUCUGUCAGACGACGGCAUGUCUGUCAUAUCUGGCGCAUCGCGCAACUCCAUCAUUGACCGCGCUGAUGCACUCCGUCAACAAGCGGACGAAGCGGAGGAAGAGAGGACCAGCCUAGCGCAAGCGCGAUAUAAGGCAGAGGCGGAGGGCAGGCAUUGGGAGGCACUGAUGCUCAAGUUGAAGCAUGAUGAGGUGGAGCAGCGGGUCAAGAAGUUGCACGAGAGGGCGGCGAGACGAUAUUUUCGCGCUCACAAUUUGCGGGGAACCCCGCAGGUCAUCGAUGUUCACAGGCUGAAAGUUCCUGAAGCUGUAAAGCGAACGGAGCUCGCCCUUCGGUCGGCCUAUGAAGGCGGUGCAUCGGAGUUGAGGGUGAUCGUGGGCAGGGGCAACCACAGCGUGGGCAAGAUCCCAGUCCUGAAGACGGCGAUCCUUGGCCAUUUACAAAAGCUCAGGAUCCCUGUGAAUGUGAACCAAUUCAAUCCCGGAGAGCUCAUGAUCCCUAUGCCCGGACAGCAAGCCGCUGUCUCGGCGAGUGCUAGCUGAAAGCGUUCUCCGGUGUCUUACGACCGCGUCCAUUCCAUCUUCUAACAUAACCUGCGCUCACGUCCAUGACGAUGGACACGCUCCCUGCACGUUAUUUCACCACGACCUAACGAUCAAGUCAUAUGUAACGGUCGGCUCGCUUCCCUUCAAGAUUCUUAUUCCUUGCUGUCUUUCUUGCGACGUCUUGCUAUCUGUGCUUGUCUAGGGCUGAUGAAUUGUAAUCGUAUGAUACUACUACACCAUUUG